AUGACUUUCUCGCUCUGGGCAGUCAAUUCUUUGAACAGCUCAAACAGCAUUUUAAUUACAAUUCGAGCGCCCGCGCGGCGGCCGGGCGGCGGGGGCGGGUCGCGGCGGCCCUCAGGGCCCAAGACGACGCCCGCGCCGCCACCCGUCAUCGGCGGCGGCGACGACGAGCUGGCGGACGAGUGCCCCGAGCCCAACGGCUUCUUCGCCGACGGCUUCCAGUGCGACAAGUACUACGAGUGCCGCGACGGCGCCAUCACCGAGAAGCUCUGCCCCGACGGCAUGGUCUUCAACGACUACAGCCCCGACCAGGAGAAGUGCGACCUGCCCUUCAACAUCGACUGCUCCAAGCGAUCGGAGCUGCAGACCCCGCAGCCGUCGCUGCACUGCCCGCGCAAGAACGGCUACUUCUCCCACGAGCAGGCCAACAUCUGCGACAAGUUCUACUUCUGCGUGGACGGCAAGUUCAACAUGAUCACUUGCCCCGACGGCCUCGUGUACAACGAGAAGACCGGCAUCUGCACGUGGCCCGACGAGGCCAAGAAGAAGGGCUGCUCUUCCGAGGAGGUGCUGAAGUUCGAGUGCCCCAAGGUGUCCACUGACCAGGGCCAGCAGCACCCGCGCUACGCCGACCCCGAGGACUGCCAGUUCUUCUACGUGUGCAUCAACGGCGAGAUCCCGCGCCGCAGCGGCUGCAAGAUGGGGCAGGUCAAGGACUGGUACAAGGGCAUCCUGACGGACGAGCAGCUGGCGGCGCUGGAGAACCCCAAGCCCAAGCCCAAGUCGGAGGCCGCGCACCGAGCGCGCAACGGGGGCCGCUCCCGCGCAGGCGCCGGCGCGCGCCCCGCCCCCGCCGUCGAGGACGACAUCGAGGAGUAGGCGCCCACCCCCCUCUCCCACCUCCCUUCCCCUCCCCUCCCCGUCUCCUCUCACCCGCAGCGGCACCAGCGACCCACAGGCGCCCGGAGGGACACGGCGCCCGAGGACGGAACUACUGUGCCACGACUCCAGACGCUCUCCUAGCCCUCUCGGUUUUUGGUUCUCCUUUCGAUUUCUGGAUUGAACUAGAAGAAGCAAUGAAUUACAUUUCUUGAUUUCUUUGCUCUAUAUCGGCACUAAAUAAACACUUAUUUAGCGUUUUCUGAUCUGUUGCUUUGCUACCUUUUGCUAACGGGUAUUAUUUCUCUUCUCUAUUCGCCUUCUUAUUUUUCCCCAUCUGUUUCUUUUGAAAACCAUCUUCUAUUGCUACUACUUAAUUGGCAUUCUUAAAUGAUUCAUUUUACCUUUCUUUUUUUACGUCUCUCUGUUUUUUACUCCCCUUUUUUCUGGGUGAUCUUUCAAUAUGUUUCCUGCAAUAAAUGUAUAAUUUCUAACCUUUAAUUUUCUUCCUACAAUUUUUAAUAAAAGUAUCUUUAUGUUUUUUCAGUCUUUAUUUACUAUUACGUACGUUGUCCUGAACGAGCCCUUACCUUGUAUUUCUGGACUUUUAAAUUUAUUAUUUUUCUUUAUGUUCUUUCUUCGUCGACUUACUCAAUUUUUGUCUCCUACAUGUCUUUAAUAGUCUUUCGUCUUUCGUAUCCUUCUUCAAUUUUUCAUCAUUCUAUUUUUGUCAACUCUUCUAUUCUAAUCUUUCUUUUCUAAUGUAAACAAAUAUUACAACACUCUAAAUUAUUAAAAAAUUAAUAAUGAAAAAGUUAAAAUUGUCUCUAUAAUACAUCUGCAGAUGAAAAUAUUUUGAAAGAUCAUUCUUGAAAUGCCUAUAUAAAUAUUAACCGGGAUAAUGGUUUCUGAUUUGUAUUGUGUGAAUAACAUCCCAGACAGCUUGUUAUUAAUUUUCGCAUUUUUAGUGGUAUCUCUUAGUAUUCUUCUUUUCUGCCCAGAACUAUCGGUGUUUUUUUAGUCAUCUGGAUUGCGUUCAAUUUAAUAUAAACAAUGUAAUGAUAUUCAAGUCCUCGGAAGUCCAGCCCAUCGGAGCGCCAGAGAAGUGCUGUAGUUCCAUUCACCGUAAUGCUUACAAAUAACUUUUGAGAGUCGUAAUUAAAUAAUUAUUUUUCUAAAACUGGACAUAAAACGACUUUUUGUAGUUUUAUUUAUGUUAAUUCUUGUGUUGUGGGAUUAGGUAAAGACUGAUUUAUUCCAACUUGUUAAAGUCAAAAUUGUGUGUAGCUUGUUUUCUAGGAACCUACCGCCAUUUUAACCAGCGGGUCAACGAACGUGACCUACGCAAAUGGGUGAUCUGUUCGUUACCCACCUUGCUCACCUCGCAUUCCAUUCCUAUCUGGGGUUGCCUUCCUGCGCGUAUUUAGAAUUCUUUCCCUUUCCUUUCUCGUGCAGCCACGACUCUUCAUUGGAUGUCGGAACGCUUUUAUAUGGAGAUGAGUGUUAUCUUAUUCUUCUCUUAGAUAUAACCUUCUCACACAAAUAGGCGGGAAAUGUUUCAGAUGAAUCUAAAGUUUUUAGAUCAUCAAGAAGAUUUGUAGCAGUCUAAGCAAAACGAUAGUGUUGGGCUUUUAAGAAAUGCCUCUUACGUACGUGUUUUGGACUUUGGUAGAGCUUACCGGAGUUUUAUUUCAUUGUUCCUAUUCUGGCGGACUGGAACUACAGCCUUCGUUUACAGUUCUGUACGUGUGUAAUGUUUUGUUUGAAUUCUGUCAGGGAACUGUGAAAUAUCAAUUGAAGACUGUGUCAUAUUGACAUUGAUCUUAAAUCAAUUUAUGUGUAGAAUUUAAGCAAAACCCUGAUAUUAUUCUAGUGCCACAUGAUAUUGAAAUUUGUCUAGAUUAUUGUGAAUAUAAUAAUUUGUAAAAAUAUACGAUAAUAAUUUGCAGCAAUUUCACUGUUAGAAUAAGAACCAACUUACGAUAUUUAUGUUACUUGAUAGUAUACCUACAAUUUCUCUCAAUAAAUAUAAAUA
This is a messenger RNA of Gryllus bimaculatus (two-spotted cricket), 2911 nucleotides long. The record is from the annotation of a GenBank genome assembly. NCBI's taxonomy places the organism in Eukaryota, Metazoa, Arthropoda, Insecta, Orthoptera, Gryllidae.